CUGGGCCAGAGCAAGAUCCCGAACAAAAUUGGUUUUUUUUGGGAUUUUUCUAGAUAUAUAUGUACGACCUUCUUUACCUUCCCAGUCCGGUCUCUUGCUAAUAUACCUAUAAAUUGUAUUUUAGUGUCAACUGUUUAUUUCUGUUUUAAUAAAUAUUUUCCAAAUAAAUUUUAUUUUUCAAUAUUUUGUUUAAUCGGACUUUAUCUUUUUUUAAUUUAAACUUUUUCUUUUAAAAAUUAUUUUUUUAAUUUUUUUUGAAUGGUAAUCCUCAACAGGCAUCGACUUCUGCCAUUUGUCCAGAGACGGUUUAUCCAGGGUUAUUCAUGGAAGGACAGUUCUGUUUAUUAUGGAAAAUUCAUUCGUCCGUUGCCUGAUGGGGUUAAACCAACCCAUAUAAUUGUUGGUGCUGGUUCUGCUGGAUGUGUCUUGGCAAACCGGUUAACCGAAGAUCCCCAAAAUCGAGUUCUUUUAAUUGAGGCUGGCCCUAGAGAUUAUUGGUGGAAUUGGAAAAUUCAUAUGCCUGCAGCUUUGAUGUACAAUCUGAAGAAUAGUAAUUAUAAUUGGGUUUAUUACACUACAUCGCAAGAAAAAAUGAACAAUCGCGCAAUUUAUUGGCCUCGUGGACGUGUUUGGGGUGGUUCAAGCUCGUUAAAUGCAAUGGUUUAUAUUCGUGGGCAUCCUUUAGAUUAUGACCGAUGGGAAAAAGAAGGAGCAAAAGGAUGGGCUUUCAAAAAUUGCCUUCCAUACUUCAAAAAAGCCCAACACCACGAGCUCUCAACAGGUAUUGAAGACCCAUUCAGAGGCAGUCAAGGACCUCUUUACGUAACACAAGGACGUUGUGAGAAUCCUCUUCAUCAAGCUUUUUUGGAAGUUGGAAAGCAACACUCAAUUGGGUCAACGGAAGAUAUGAACGGGUUUAAACAAGAAGGAAUUGGUCCAAUGGAUAUGACAAUAAAAGAUGGAAAGAGAUGGAGUGCCUCUUCUGCCUAUUUAGUUCCGAUUCUUGACAGGCCAAAUUUAUUUACAACACAAGGAAUUACAUGCACACAAAUUUUGUUUGAUAAACACAGAGCUAUUGGAAUUGAAUUUAUUAGAAAAAUCAAUUUUACAACAACAUCUUUAAUUGAUGCUGGUUCUAGAGAAAAAAUUUAUUGUACUGAUGCUGUUAUUUUAGCUGCUGGUGCUAUUAAUACUCCUCAAUUGCUUAUGUUGAGUGGUGUUGGCGAUGGUGACCAUCUUUAUGUAUGCUUUUUAAUAUUUUAUAUUAUUUGGGAAUAUUGGGAUUUUUGUUGUCGUCCUACUUAUGAUAGAAUGAGACGUGUUGAAAAAAAAAGUCGGGCGCGUUUUAAAUCAGAUUUUUCAAAAUUUUCUUCAGUUCGGGGUUCGGGGAAAAAACCCCUCAAAAUUCCAAUUGUGCAAGAUAUGAAAGGUGUUGGUCGAAACCUUCAGGACCAUUUGGAAAUUUAUGUUCAACAGAAAUGUUUAAAACCAAUAACAUUAUAUAACAAAUCUACUUGGAAACAUCCACAUAGAAUGAUGCAAAUUGGUGCACAAUGGUUUUUAACAAAAACGGGUUUGGCAGCAAGUAGUCAUCUUGAAUCUGGUGGUUUUGCUAGGUCUAGUCCAGAGCCCUCAAACUGGACAUUUACCGGUUUUUGGAUAAUAAUUCAAUCUCAUCUCUUAAUUAUUUUUUUUUAUUUUAUUCAGAUUCCACACCCAGACAUUCAAUUUCACUUUUUACCUUCCACUGUUCACGACGAUGGCCGUUCUUCUCCAAAAUGUCAUGGCUAUCAAGUACAUGUUGGCCCUAUGCGUUCAAAAUCUACAGGAAGAGUUUAUUUAAAAAGUAGCGAUCCUCGUGAGGCUCCUUUGUGUGAUCCUAAUUAUUUUGGUGAUGAAAAGGAUUGGGUGGAAUUUAGACAGUCUAUUCGCCUUUCAAGAGAAUUGUUUGCGCAAAGGGCAUUUGAUGAUUUUCGUGGGGAAGAGUUGGCGCCUGGAAAGGAUUGUCAAACUGAUGAAGAGAUUGACCAAUUUGUCGCGCAAUAUGCAGCUUCCGCUUACCACCCUUCUUGUACAUGUAAAAUGGGUUCAAGUAAUGAUAACUUGGCUGUAGUGGAUCCUGAAACAAUGAAUGUUUAUGGUUUUGAAAAUUUGAAGGUAGUAGAUGCAAGUAUAAUGCCAUCAAUUAUUAGUGGAAAUUUAAACGCCCCAGUAAUUAUGCUUGCAGAAAAGGCGGCGGAUAUUAUAAGUGGAAAGACUCCUUUACCCUCUGAAAAUCCACCGAUUUGGUCGCCUCCCAAAAAUAAUUGA
Messenger RNA from Meloidogyne enterolobii, 2310 nucleotides. NCBI's taxonomy places the organism in Eukaryota, Metazoa, Nematoda, Chromadorea, Rhabditida, Meloidogynidae. The record is from the annotation of a GenBank genome assembly.